GGAUACGGAUGUGUUAUUUGUGAACGUCCUUUGGUUUAAUCUCAAGUCCAAAAUUGUUCCCUCCACCCUGUUUUAGGGUUUAGCGGUUUUACCACUGAGUUCACCUGAUAACCACAGAUUCUGCACUUUUCCGGUCGAUUUUCGACUCUGAUUUCUCGCGUCUUUUGUUUUCUGCAACCCACUGUAAGGUACAUUGAUUUUACGCUGAAGCCGACGAAAUUAUGGCGGAUUUAGAGAAUUUGCUUUUGGAGGCUGCAGGGAGGACCGGGAGAAACCGAAAUUCUAUUCCGCCUUCUAGAAGAGGACGUGAUGAUGGGUAUUCGGAUGGUGGGACUGACUCUAGGGAGGAUGAUUCCGAUGGUGAGAUUGGUUAUGCUGGCAGAAAGCCCUCUGGAUCUCAAGUUCCUCUCAAGAAGAGAUUAGAUCCAGCGGAGAGGGAUGAUAAUGAGGGAAGUCAGGAAGAAGGGGGUGAUGAUGUUGAUGGCCGUUCUGAUCAUGAGGAUGAUAGUAGUAGCGAAUCGAAUAUUGGCGAUGAUCUUUAUAAGAAUGAAGAUGAUAGACGGAAGCUUUCUGAGAUGACUGAACUUGAAAGAGAGAUGAUAUUGUCGGAUAGGGCUUCUAAAAAGGAUGAUAAAAAUCUGCUAGGGAAGAUAGUGUCAAAGCGGGAAAAAGGAAAGGCAAGUGUACCUAGAAAACAGACUCCUCCUCUCCCAUCAUCUCGUGUGCGUUCAUCAGCCAGAUCUGCUGACAGAUCAACUGCCAAGGAUGAUGCGUUAAAUGAACUGCGUGCAAAGCGUUUGAAACAGCAGGAUUCAGAGGCAAACCGCAAGAUGACAGAGGCAUCUGGAGGUUCAGGGACUGGAUUUUUAGCCAAGCACAGACCUUUCACUUCAACAGGCUUUAGUAGCUCAAGUCAAAGUGAGAGUGAAAGUGGAUCUCAUAGUGACGAUGAAAGAAUUGUUGACAGUGAUGAUGACAGGGCAUUAUCUGGAUUUGAGGGUCCUUCAUUUGAGGAUAUAAAAGAAAUCACCAUUCCCCGGUCAAAACUUGCAAAAUGGUUUAUGGAGCCUUUCUUUGAGGAGUUAAUUGUUGGUUGUUUUGUGAGAGUUGGCAUUGGUAGAUCAAAGUCUGGGGCUAUUUACAGGCUAUGCAUGGUGAAAAAUGUUGAUGCGACAGAUCCUGAUCGACAGUACAAAUUAGAGAAUAGAAGCACACACAAGUACUUAAAUCUUGUCUGGGGAAAUGAAACUUCUGCUGCAAGGUGGCAAAUGGCUAUGGUUAGUGACUCUCCUCCACGAGAGGAGGAGUUUAAACAGUGGCUUAAGGAACUGGAGCGAACUGGUGGUCGGAUGCCAAUCAAACGAGAUGUGUUAGAUAAAAAACAAGCUAUAAAAAAGAUCAACACGUUUGUUUACUCAGCAGCUACUGUAAAGCAGAUGCUACAAGAGAAAAAAUCUGCCUCAUCAAGGCCGCUAAAUGUUGCGGCUGAAAAGGAUCGCCUGAGGAAUGAGUUGGAAAAGGCAAUACUUAUGCAUAAUGAAGCUGAAGUGGAGAGGAUCCGGGCAAGGCUGCAGGAAUUGGAGGCAUCCAGGGAAGCUAGGGAGAAGAAUGCUAAGGCAUUGAGGCUUGCUGAGAUGAACAGAAAGAACAGGUUUGAAAACUUAAAAAAUGCUUCCGACUUAAAGCGGAAAGCUUUGAAAGCAGGGGAUGCAGGUUAUGAUCCAUUUUCCAGGAGAUGGACUAGAUCAAGGAACUAUUAUGCUGCAAAACCUGGUGAAGAGGCUGCUGACAGAAACAACAGUGCUGGCAGCAAAGUGGCCAUUGCAGGAAGCACUAUCCCGAAUGUAGCCGUGAACGCAGAGGCUGGCAUGGUGGCUACAGCUGUGGCCUUGGAAGCUGCUGCUGAUGCUGGGAAGUUAGUUGACACAAGUGCACCCGUCGAUCAAGGGACAGAGUCAAACAUGCUUCACAAUUUUGAGCUGCCGAUUUCAUUAUCAUCGCUUCAAAGGUUUGGGGGAUCCCAAGGAGUUGAGGCAGGGUUUAUGGCUAAAAAGCAGAAAGUAGAAGCAACAGUUGGAUUUAGAGUCCCAGAAAAUGAUGGAAGAAGGCACGCGUUGACAUUAACAGUUAGUGAUUACAAGAGAAGAAGGGGGCUCCUUUGAAAUUGCUCCUACUGUCAUACUUGUUGAGGUUAACACUUCCUUUCAGAUAGGUAUUUUUAUCAUUUGGGAACACUCUUCUAGGUAUUAAUAUUUGUUCCGAUUCUAGGUAUUAAUAUGCACAUAAAGUCAAGUUUCAUGCUUAAUGCCAAUGUAUUAUUAUUUAGAGAUAAUAACAAUGUUCUUGUGUGUGUUUAGAUUAUAAUGUGAAAUUAGGAUGAGUUAUGCCAUAUCUUACAAACAAAUAUGUUUAAUAAGCCCUAAAUCUUUAACCAGGAAAGUUAGGAUUUUU
Messenger RNA from Arachis ipaensis, 2451 nucleotides. Its product is annotated as protein RTF1 homolog. Gene Ontology annotation, molecular function: RNA polymerase II C-terminal domain phosphoserine binding; DNA binding. Gene Ontology annotation, cellular component: Cdc73/Paf1 complex. The record is from RefSeq and is a predicted model, not a curated record. NCBI's taxonomy places the organism in Eukaryota, Viridiplantae, Streptophyta, Magnoliopsida, Fabales, Fabaceae.